This is a messenger RNA of Onychostruthus taczanowskii (white-rumped snowfinch), 1533 nucleotides long. It is a transcript of the gene HSF4, whose product is annotated as heat shock transcription factor 4. The coding region runs from base 1 to 1533 and encodes 510 amino acids. Gene Ontology annotation, molecular function: sequence-specific DNA binding; DNA-binding transcription factor activity. The transcript is spliced from 13 exons. The record is from RefSeq and is a predicted model, not a curated record. Gene Ontology annotation, biological process: regulation of DNA-templated transcription. NCBI's taxonomy places the organism in Eukaryota, Metazoa, Chordata, Aves, Passeriformes, Passeridae.
AUGCAGGAUUCACCCAGCUCUCUGGUGAUGGAUGGAUACUCCAGCAAUGUCCCAGCCUUCCUAACAAAACUCUGGACGCUGGUGGAAGACCCUGAAACCAACCAUCUCAUCUGCUGGAGCUCUAAUGGCACCAGCUUCCAUGUGUUUGACCAAGGCCGCUUUGCCAAAGAGGUGCUGCCCAAGUAUUUCAAGCACAACAACAUGGCCAGCUUCGUCCGGCAGCUGAACAUGUAUGGCUUCAGGAAGGUGGUGAACAUCGAGCAGGGGGGUCUGGUGAAGCCUGAGAGGGAUGACACUGAGUUCCAGCACCUCUGCUUCCUCCAGGGCCAUGAGCACCUCCUGGAGCACAUCAAGAGGAAGGUGUCAGUAGUGAAAAGUGAGGAGACCAAGAUGCGCCAGGAGGACCUCAGCAGGUUGCUAUACGAGGUACAGAUACUGAGGAGUCAGCAGGAGAACAUGGAGUGUCAAGUGCAGGACAUGAAGCAGCAAAAUGAAGUUCUUUGGCGGGAAGUUGUUUCUCUGCGGCAGAACCACUCACAGCAACAGAAAGUCAUCAACAAGCUGAUUCAGUUUCUGUUUGGCCAGCUCCAAUCAAGCCCCAGCAGCACUGGGAUAAAGAGGAAGCUACCUCUGAUGCUUGACAACGGGAUCUCGGCUGCACCGGUGCCCAAGUUCAGCCGGCACCUGUCCCCAGACCCCCUCCAUGACCCCUAUUUCAUACAGUCGCCAUCGACAGAGCCUCCCUCUUGCAUAAACAGCCCUGCAAUUGCUGGAGGACCCAUCAUAUCUGAUGUUACUGAAGCAUCACCAUCCAACAUCAUGAAUAUGCAAUCCCCUCCUGAAAAUGACAGGGAGAAGUGCCUCAUGCUGAUCAAGGAAGAGCCAGUGAGCCCCGGGGUGAAAGGCAGCGCGGAGCCCGAGGUGCCCCUGCCCGGCUGCCGGGCCUGCUCCGAGCCCCCGGUGCUGCCCGUGGCCAUGGUCCAGUCUGUCCUGGAGGGCAAAGGCAGCUGUGGUGCAGCCCCACCAGGGACCUCCCAGGCACCCGAGAGGAGAGGCAGGAGGGCCCUGCUGGACAGAACAGACAUUUCAGACCCGUUGGAGGGCACCGACUGGAGCCUGGAGGGGCUGCAGCUGCUGCUGAGGAGCCAGCAGUACAGCCUGGAGCCUGCCAGCCUCUUGGAUGUCUUUAAUCCCAAUUUAUCUCUGAGUGAAUGGAAUUUGACUGAAGUGGAAGCCAGUCUGCCCCCGAUGCAGCGACUCACGGUGGAUCUGGAGAAGAGUGCAACUGAGCUGCCCCCAAAAGUGUUCAACCCACCAUUCAACACCACCUGCCCAGGGAAAGAUGUCAUCCUUGAAAGUGCCCAGCAGUUCCUCCUCGACCGUCAGUCCAUCUUUGGGAACGACCUCAUCAGCUUGCCUGAAAAUUCAUCACUUUAUGUUCCCUCUGAAAACACAGCUUCCUACGUGUCCUCUGUGGGUGUCCAAGGGGAUAUCCCUCUAAACCUGAGUUCUUCCACGGACAACAGCCAGUGA